Messenger RNA from Habropoda laboriosa, 1161 nucleotides. RefSeq names its product mitochondrial pyruvate carrier 3-like. Gene Ontology annotation, cellular component: mitochondrial inner membrane. The transcript is spliced from 4 exons. The record is from RefSeq and is a predicted model, not a curated record. Bases 147 to 530 code for a protein of 127 amino acids. Gene Ontology annotation, biological process: pyruvate import into mitochondria. Gene Ontology annotation, molecular function: pyruvate transmembrane transporter activity. Lineage: Eukaryota; Metazoa; Arthropoda; Insecta; Hymenoptera; Apidae.
UCAGUCUCAGUGUGCGGAUCGGAUCGUCGUGUUGCUUGUCAUUUCCACGUUCACUCGUUUCGUAACAGAUCUUCGAACAGUCGGGUCUCUAACUUUUUUUUUCUUUUUCUUUUUAACGUUAUUGGCGUGUGAACGCGCGAUAAACAAUGUCGGUCGUUUACAAGAACACGAUGAACGCGAUUGGCAAGUGUGUGCCGCAAAAGUUUCAGCCACUGUGGAAUCACCCAGCUGGUCCGCAGACUAUAUUCUUCUGGGCACCAGCUUUUAAAUGGGGACUUGUAGUAGCUGGCCUCGGUGAUCUGCAGAGGCCAGCAAACCAAAUUUCCAUUAGCCAAUCAAGUGCCUUGGGCGUUACUGGCGUGAUAUGGACCAGGUACUCGCUGGCGAUCACUCCGAAAAACUGGAGCCUUUUUAGUGUAAAUCUCUUCGUGGCCAUUACAUCUUUAUACCAAGUUAGUCGAGCAAUAAUGUACCAACGUGAACAGGAAGCUUUAAAGGAAAAGUCUGCAGCAACGGCGAAGGAGAAAUAGUGACUAUAUUGAAGUAAUGCACAUUCCUAGGGAUACAACUACAUAUAUGUAUAUAUGUGUAUAUAUAUAUAGAGAAUGUUAGGCAUAUUUUAGUGACUUGUGGAACGUAUUCGACCGUUACACAACUCUGAACAAAAAGAGAACAAACGUAAUUUUAGAAAAAUGACGCGGGUUCAUAAUUGGUUUGAGCAUGAACUUACAGUAAUCAUGAAAGUUUCGUAGUAAAAUUGUAAAUACUUCUCUCUAAUUAAAUGUACGUUAUAUAUAUAUAUAUAUAAUAGGGGUGCAUCAGACAGAAACAAUCAUGAUGAUAACAGAAAAAAGCAAUUACGAAAUACAAAAAGAUAAGCAAUUGCAAGUCAGGGUUAUAACAGAAAAAAAAUCAAAUACUGUAAUCAAACAUAUUCAAGAAUGUCGAGAUACCAAAUAUACAAUGCCAAAAUUCGGGAACGUAAAACACCAAAUAUAGAAUACCAAUAGUCAAAGUUUAAAAUAUUAAUAAUCGGAAAAUAGAAAACGUCGAAUAUUAAUAUUAUGUUUAAAUUCACGAUACCAAAAAAGAAAAAGGAAGACUCGAAUACCUGUGAUAUCGAACCUAAGGUGCUGUUCGUAUCUUUAUUCCACUAGCAAC